Messenger RNA from Nematocida ausubeli, 2700 nucleotides. RefSeq lists its product as uncharacterized. Lineage: Eukaryota; Fungi; Microsporidia. The record is from RefSeq and is a predicted model, not a curated record. The transcript has a single exon. Bases 1 to 2700 code for a protein of 899 amino acids.
AUGGCAUCAACUAAGAAAUUAAGUCUAACUUUCUAUAUUGAACUAUCUGCCUUAGUUAGUAUUCUACUAGCAAAUAUAUGCAGAGCAGAUGCUGGAUUACAAAUAAUAGACUCGGUUUUGCAAUUUGAGAUUACAACGGAUGCAACACGCAUAAAAAUAAACCCAGAUGGACCUCUUAACUUCCUGCGGGGAUACAUCUACCAAAAGAUGGAUUGCAUGCACAACAAAAGAUUUUUUGCCCCGCAGAUUGACACAGAGUACAGUGCUAGCGAAGACCCAAAGUAUCCAGAUUUUUUUAGAAUAUCCCGAUACAGUCGAGAUAUAAAAAAGGACAAAGCGUACAAAGCACUACCAGAAAAUGAAAUGGAUGUGUUUUCUGAGAAGCUACAUACUCAUCUAAUUAAGCUGUUUCCAUCCCCGACUGGUGACAUAACUAUUGAGACACGAGGAAACCAGUCCUUUAUUCAGUUCCUUCAGGCUGAGACAACAACGGAGCACGCAUUGAAGAUUCUGGCCAUGCUACUUCUUUUCUCAGAGGGUGUGGAUAUUCCCAUUAGAGUCAGCAACAAUGUACUAGAAGUCUAUGAAAAAGAGAAAAAAGACGAAAUAUACUUUAAAGUGCCCAUGGUAAUCUCAUGGCUAAAUAUUAAAGAAGACAAGGUGGAAACAUUCCAGCAGAGCAAGGUUAAGCAAAUGAUCAGCUUCUUCAAGGAGUAUGCAACCAAUCUUGAAGUGUUGAGUUUAAUGGUGGAUAAGUGCUCAAAAGAGGAAGUUAUGUCUGGAAAGUUCCUAGACAGCCCCAAGUUUCUGAUCCAGUAUUAUAUAUUCGAGUUCAUCAACACUGCAGAGCAUGCAAUAGAGUUUAUCCAGACAGUGCACGCAAUGACAGAGAAGUAUGCACCAAAGACAGAAGCACCAAGCAAGGAUGACUGUGUGUAUGACAGACUGUUUAAGCCUGCCAUCGCUGAAGCAGAAGUAGACUGUGCAGCUUUAAUGAAGGACACUCAAGAUAUUCUAAAUACGUAUCUGGCUUUUCCAUUUGCAGACAACACACAGCUCCCUGCAUACAGAUCUGUUCCUUUGUACAACCGAGAAUCAGCUAGCUUUUCCUCAAACUACUUGGAAAACUACAGCAACUGCGUGGAGUGCGUGAUUCUCUCUCUAUUCUGCUGCUUGGCUUAUAAUCCUGAAGAGAGAAUUUAUCAGACAGACCACAUGGGAGACAUCUCUCCAAGCCUCAAAGAAUUUUUCUGUAUGGAUAUGCAGCAAUUCGACACAACGGCGGGUGAGUUCCAGGAGAAGUGGUGCAGAGUUGUUGCUGGUCUAGAAAACGUGAAUAUUGUAUAUCUUAGAGACAAAAACGAGAUAUAUUCUGGUCUUCUGAAUAUUCUUACAGUCAUUGCUGAAAUAGUAAAUGCGCCUGAGGACGAAAAAAACAAAAUAGCAAAUGCUAUAUGUGACCUAUAUAAACAAAAUGGAUAUCUAACCAGUACAUUGCAUGAAAAUAUUAAAGACUACACAGAAAACCUACUUAAACGUCUAUCCAAAACAAAAGAUACAGAAGUAGAGGUUUCUCUUCUGGAUGCCUUUAAAGAUGACUAUCAUGAGAAUUUGUAUGAUAUCUCUGGAGUGAUUACCAUGGUAUUUAAGCAUUAUGGUGUUCUCAACACCAUAACUUUAAAAGUAGGUAAAGAACAUAGUGAAAUCGAGAUGGAACCUACUGUUAUAAAAGUUCAUGAUAACCGACUAGAAAGAAUGAAUAGAAUGGCAGAUACUUAUAGAGAUAGAAAGAAAUUUAUUGAAAAUCUACUUACUAUGUAUGUUGAGUAUGAGGCAAGAAAGAUUGACACCCCUGAGAAUAGCAAUGAGUUUAUGAGGUCUCAGGUAUGCAAAACCAUUGAGAACAACUUCACAGACAUCAAUAGACUGCUGCUAAUGAAGAAAAUUAGCGAUUAUAACUACAAACAGGAUUUAGUUGCCUGUUCUAUCAUAUACAGCAUGGAUCAGAAGCUAUUCCUAAAGCACCCCCUUGUUCGGUUUACUUCCAACAUAAUAGGAAGCACUGAGCUGAAUAGAAUGCUUGUCCAGAUGGAUAUGCUUGCUCCAAUUGUCUUCGCAGAUCUGCAUAAUAAAGAUGGCAAGGUAGGCGCGUACCCAAGGCUGCAAUUUUCAGAGAAUAGAUACAAACAACUUGCAUAUUUCUCAUUUACCAGCUACUUUAUUAAUUAUACGCUGUACAAUGAUGCUGUUUUUAUGGUGUGGAUCAAGUCCUUUAGAUACACAUGCAUGAAAGAUGAAGUUGAGACAAGGUCCCAUCCACUAACAGUUAACAGAUUUAAUAGAAGAAUUUGCCAAUAUAUAUUUAGAAAUGGAGAUAUGAAGCUUUCUAAUAUCAUUGAUAGGUUCAUCACGGAUGCAUAUCCUGCACAGGUAGACGAGGUAACACCCCUGUUGCAUUUUAUCUGGACUGUAUAUCUUUGUGCGGAAGAGAAUCCAAAUGUACAGCUGAUUAAGGCAAACUACGACUAUAUGUGUGACUCCAAGCACAUUUCAAAAGAUUCUGCCUCAUUUGUUCUACUAGAUGAUAUACGUGAGCAGGUUGUUAAAACUCUGAAUGAUCUAAAGGACCACCUGUGCAGAAAUGAAGAUGAUGUCAAUGAGCUUAAUAAGUUUAUACUUAUUAUUCAGAAAAAAGCUUAA